Molecule: messenger RNA, 1034 nt
Organism: Salvia hispanica
Lineage: Eukaryota; Viridiplantae; Streptophyta; Magnoliopsida; Lamiales; Lamiaceae
Molecular function (GO): protein binding
Source: RefSeq, a predicted model, not a curated record
AACCCCCAAAGGGCUCGCGUAGGUUUUCUGCAUUUUCCCUAAAAUUUGCAUUUCGAUCCUUCUCUCUCUGCAACAAUUUUUUCACCUUCUCACUUCUGAAUUAGCCGAUUUGGGAUUUUGGAUUAGGGUUUUUGAGGAGCGAAUUUUGGCGAUUUUUAGUACACAAUGUACGCUGAUCAAAUCGAGUCUCAAUCUAAUAGGUCGGUCAAGGAUCGCCUCGAAGGAAAUUCCACCGCCGGUCUCGGCCGCCGCAGACCUAUCUCCGGCAAGAGACAAAGAGAAGACGAUGACAAAUGGGAACAUGAUCUUUAUGAGGGAGAUGGACCCCAAAUCUCGGGUCGAAAGGUUGGUGCCAGAGAUCUUCGCCUGAAGCUCCAAAGAAAGAGUAUCGAGCAAUCGUCACAAUUUGUGCGGGGACCUGGAGGUGGAAGGGAUCUACGUGAGAAGCUAUCUGGUGCGCUCUACUCUCGUCCUGUUGAGUACAAGCCUCCAGCAGUCCGGCCAAAGCCUGUAACCGAAGCUAGUAAACCAACUAGGAAGAGUGUCAUAGCUCAAGCCCCUGCGCGACAAGAAGCAAGGGUUUCUACAUCUGUAUCAAAGAAAAAGGUUCAGCAGAAGGUCGAUUCUGUGGAAAAUUUCUUGCAGUCGCUGGGUCUCGAUAAAUAUGCGAUUACAUUUCAGGCUGAAGAAGUUGAUAUGGCAGCUCUGGUACACAUGAGUGAUGAAGAUCUUAAAGCUAUGGGAAUUCCAAUGGGCCCAAGAAAAAAGAUACUUCUGGAAUUGGAGUCGAAGCGUGAUGACUGAGUGGGGCAAGUCCUAUUGGCGUUCUUGGAUGUGGGGGUCGGUCGUGUCAAUUGUUGGCGAACCCUGAUCAGGGGUGGCUUUUCUUUUUUUGUGUUCCUAAAACUUUCAUGUAGUUCCUCUAUGAUAGUUUCAAGUUUUUAUUUGUCAAAGUUUGGCUUGAAUGAGCUUAUCAUUGUAAUUGAAAUAUACAUCAUAUAAAUCGAACCUUUAGUUGGUCAUUUGUUGGUUAA